AUGGUUUCUGAGGAGGAGCGCAUGGAGGAUGAGGCUGAUGGAGCUGAUGGUUUGGACCCUUCCAAGCCGACCGAGGAGGACUACACCCUAGCAACGCAAAGCACAUCAACUCUGACUACGAAUUCACCACUGGCUGCAGCACCUACCCGUACGGUGGAGACCUCUGUUGAACAACAGGAUGCAUCAUUCCUAGUACAUCGGAGUGCUCAACACUUCGACCGCAUAGGAGCCUUCGAUUUUGAGCUCUUAAUGUUGAGGGCGGUGUUUCCUGAUAGAAACUCCAUCCACAUCAGUUUUCACGUGUGA
Molecule: messenger RNA, 306 nt
Organism: Lactuca saligna
Lineage: Eukaryota; Viridiplantae; Streptophyta; Magnoliopsida; Asterales; Asteraceae
Source: the annotation of a GenBank genome assembly